This is a messenger RNA of Chelonus insularis, 4626 nucleotides long. Its product is annotated as adenomatous polyposis coli protein-like. Gene Ontology annotation, biological process: regulation of cell differentiation; pattern specification process; positive regulation of protein catabolic process. Bases 205 to 4485 code for a protein of 1426 amino acids. Gene Ontology annotation, molecular function: gamma-catenin binding; beta-catenin binding; microtubule binding. Gene Ontology annotation, cellular component: catenin complex; cytoplasmic microtubule; beta-catenin destruction complex. The record is from RefSeq and is a predicted model, not a curated record. Lineage: Eukaryota; Metazoa; Arthropoda; Insecta; Hymenoptera; Braconidae. The transcript has 3 exons.
AUAAACAUUCUGAAUGUUAAUUAUUAGUUGUUAUUUAGUAGUAGUCAAUCAGUUCAUAGUUUUAUUUACAAAAUAUUAUAAAAUUCUAACAUAGCAAUUAUAAAAAAGUGUUAAAAUCUCAUCAACAAUGAAAUAAAACAACAAAUACAAUAAGUAUUUUUAGAAAAAUAAAGAAAAUAGAGUACACUAUAAAGAGCUGUUAAAAUGUCAUGGAAUGAAAAAGAUAAUAAAAGUGGACCAAAUUCAAUGAAUCAAUGCCAUUCUAAAUCUUUAAAUAAUGAAGAAAAUAUAUCUUCCAAUAUUAUUUCUGAUUUGCAACAACGACAAUUACCUUCCUUAUAUCAUGGAGCAUGGCCCAUAGAAACAGAAAUAUGGAAUAGUCUACAGUUCAGAAAAAAUUUGAACGAUAAUUCAGCAAUCGUUGCUAGUGUAAUAAGUUUUAAAUCUAAUACAAGUAUUGGAAUAAAUGUGAGAGAAAAUGUAUGCCUAAGUGAAGAAAAUCAUGAUCCUAAGAUCGAUGUAAUUUAUAGCUUGUUAGGAAUGUUAUUGGGUGAUGCUACGGGAAGAGAAGAUACGAGUAAUACUUUAUUAUCACUUAGUAAUACUGUAGAAAAUUGUCUUGCUAUGAGACAAUCAGGUUGUCUUCCACUCCUUGUUCAACUAAUCCACGCACCAGAACACAAUUUAUCAAUCCGAAAGGGAGCUUCUCAAGCUCUUAAUAAUAUCGUGAGAGCUACUCAAGAUGAAAAACUUAAUUGUCAAGAACUUCAAGUUUUAAAAUUAAUUGAACAACUCAGAGAUUGUAGUCAAGCACUGAGAAUAGGUGACACAGGUUCCAAAGAAACUAGUGAUCGCCAUCGGCAAUCAGUCUCUACCAUUUUUAUUUUAACGAAACUUUCAUACACAGAAAGAUAUCGACACAUUAUGUGUCAACUGGGAGGUUUGCACGCAAUAGCAGAACUAAUUGAAAUAGACCACUUAGUUCAUGGAUCAGAUACUACAGAUACUGAUUGUUUAUCUUUAAGAAAAUACACAGGAAUGACUUUAACUAAUUUAACAUAUGGUGAUAGUAAAAAUAAAAGUCUUCUUUGUUCGUUCAGUGGAUUUAUUAAAGUUUGGGUCGCACAACUUCAAAGUGCUAAUGAAGAUUUACAUCAAUAUACCGCUAGUGUUCUAAGAAAUUUAUCCUGGCGUGCUGACAGUAAUUCUAAAAAAAUUCUACGAGAAAUGGGGUCUGUUGUAAGUCUCACUAAGGCUGCAAUGGUCAGUAGACAUGAAUUAACGUUGAAAUCAAUUCUGUCAGCACUUUGGAACUUAUCAGCUCACUGCACAACGAAUAAAGCAGAUAUUUGCAAUGUUGAUGGUGCUCUCAGUUUUUUAGUAGACUUAUUAAGCUUUAAGUCACCGUCUAAUAAAUUAGCAAUAGUAGAGAAUGCAGGAGGAAUUCUGAGAAAUGUUUCCAGUCAUGUGGCGAUGGAAGAAAAUUAUCGGAAAAUUUUAAGAGAAAAAAAUUCUAUCAAUAUACUUGUUAGAUUAUUAAGCUCUCCCAGCUUAACAGUGGUGAGCAAUGCUUGUGGAACACUUUGGAAUUUAUCUGCUCGUUGUCCAAAAGAUCAAAAAACUCUUUGGGAAUUAGGAACGGUUCCUAUUCUCAGAAACUUGGUACAUUCAAAGCAUAAAAUGAUUUCCAUGGGUGCAAGUGCUACUCUAAGAAAUCUUUUGGUUGCUCGAAGUAUUCAUGGAUUUCAUUUAUCUCAAUCUAGCUUCCAACGAUCAUAUAAUAUACCAACAUCAAGAUCUGAAAUAAUGAGAAUAAGAAACCAUCCAGAAAAUCGCUCUCUAAUGUUAGGAACUAAUUACAGAUCGAGAUCUGUUGAAGUUGAUCUUGAAGAACAAGAAAAAAGAUCACUCUCUAAUAAAUCUUGGCCUGCAUCUUUUUCUAGACACCCUAUAAGUCCUUUAAGCUGUGAUGAUGAUACUAGAAAUGGUGAUGAAAAUGAUAAGUCUGUAGAAAGACGUAAAGGAUCGCCGGUAGAUUCAACUUUCUACGAUAGACGAUGUUCAGGAAAUACUUCCUAUGAAGAAGGAGAUCAACCAAUUGAUUAUAGUAAAAAAUAUAUGGAGCAAGGUGCUAUUAAACGAGAAGAAUCAAUGAAGAUGAAGUCUAGAAGAGAAAAAUUUAGAGAAGGUUCAAGCAUGCUUGGAGAUUAUGCAGAAACUGAUUUAGAUCAGCCUACAGAUUAUUCUUUGCGUUAUGCUGAAGAUGAUACAGAUGAAGAAGAUAAACAGAAUGAUAAUUAUUAUCAAGUUAAUGGAUCAUCAGAAGACACUGUGAAGACUUAUUAUACUGAAGGAACUCCUUAUGAGACGCCUUGCAAUUUUUCUACGGCAACAUCUAUGUCUGAUUUACGCUUAGAAGAAUCUAAAGAUUUGGAUAUAAGUGGAAAAAUUUGUAAGAAGGUAAUUAAUGAAACGAUUGAAGAGCAUAAAGAAAUUAAUCAUGGCGAUGAACAGCAUAUAUUAACGAAAAAUUCACAUCUUUGUAAAAAUAACUCAGAAGAAAAAAUUGAUUACUAUGAGCAAGGAACACCUGGAAUAGUAUCACGAGUGAAUUCAUUAAGUUCUUUAGAAUCAGGUGGUCAGAAUGAUGAUCGUCCAAAUGUAGAAGAAGUUGAAGAAUUUAAACAAAAACCAACAGAAGACGAAAGUAACACUGAGUCAGCAUUAGAUAGUGUUGAAGAUAAAGAGAAUAAAAGUAUUGAAGAAAAAAAUUCAGAUAAAGAAGCAAAGGUAGUGACUUUUGGUGGAGAAAAUCAUUACACUGAUGAAACACCACUAAUGUUUUCCAGAAGUUCUUCCUUAGGAUCUUUAAGUGGUUUUGAACAGUUUUCAAUCAACGAUGAUCGUAGUUCUGUUAUUAGUGAUUUUAGUCGUCGAACUAGUGGUAUUGUUUCUCCUAGUGAAUUACCAGAUUCUCCAACUCAAACUGUACCACCAAGUCCACCACACAGCAAUAAGCCUAUGAAUUUUUCACCUAGAGCAACUGAAGAACGUUGUUUAGGUCAUUUUAAUAAAUUUUCUUAUACAAAAUCUAAACCUAGUGUUUUUGAAGAUAAUACAGCGGCCUUUAAAGAAGAAUCAACACCAAUCGAAUUUUCUGCUGCAACGAGUUUAAGUUCUUUAACGAUCGACGAUGAGCCUAAAUUUCCAGAAGAAUCAAGUAACGACCAAGUAAAUUUAAAAACUUCUGAUGAUAUAGAAGAAGCCGAAGUGCAUCCAGUAGCUGUAUCUCCUGCUGCAUCAUCGGAGGAAAGUUCUCAUCCAAAAAAAGUGGUUGAAACUGAUCGAGAUAAUGAACAAGUAAGUGAUGGAGAUGAAGAGGAUGAAGACGAGGAUAUUUUGGCUGCUUGCAUUAAUAUGGGAAUGCAGAAUAAUCGAUAUCGUCAGAGUGUAAAGAAAACGGAAUUUAAAUCUUUUCCCUCGACGUCUGUGUCCAAUUUAAUUCGAUAUCAAACGAGUUCUACAUUAGAUAGACUAGAAAAUAUUAACAUUAGUGAAAUGAAGCAAUCCAAUUUAUCUCCAAUAAGGUCUAAAACCACUCUGGAUAUUUCAACAUCUCCAGAUACUGUACAUGUUUAUUGUACAGAAGAUACUCCAGCAGACAUAUCACCUGUUGGUUCUCAAUCCAAUUUAUCAGCACUUUCUAUGCCCAGUAUCUUAGAAGAUUUUGAAAAGCCUGAAAAUCUUGACGAUGUACAAAACGAUCUUUCUGACGAUAGUUCAAAUUUAUCAGGAGAUGAUGAACAAAUUUUAGAUGAAUGUAUUCAAUCUGCCAUGCCUAAACGAGUCAGCCCAAUAUCUUUAGUUUGCAAGAAAAAUUCCCAAGUCUUCCUUUCUCGGCCUAAUGAUUUUUCACAGAAUUCUAGUUCUUCAGCGACAAGAAAUAGUUGCGAAUAUUUAGUUAGAACUGUCGAUGGCCGUGAUGACGAUUCGAAUAAUUCAUUUGAUGACAGUCCGAAUCAUUCGGAUGAUGAUGCUAUUUUAGCUGAAUGCAUUGAAUCAGCAAUGCCUAAAGGACGCUUAAGUCUUGCUUCAACUAAAGCUUCGACUUCCAGACAAUCCGAUACCUUUAAUGAACAGUUUGAAGUUUCUGGAGGAGAUGAACUGAAAUCACCACGAUCUGAAGAUAGUUUGAGUUUAUCAGAAGAUGAAGAAAAUAUGAUUUUGGCUCAAUGUAUUCAAUCGGGAAUGCCUAAAGGAUCAAAUUUAACGAAAAUGUUCUCCCCAAUGCCGAAAGAGGAUUUCAGAGUAUUAUAUUCAGCUUCAAAAUCAACGAAUUGUUCUCCUCAUCACAUAGUUCAACAAAGUAAAGAAUUAGAUCCAAUAACACCAAGAGAUGAAACUUGGAAUUUCGCAACAGAAGAUACUCCAUGCAAUUUUUCAGUAAUUUCAGAAAUAAGUAAUUUAACGAUAAGUUCGACAUAAAAUUAAACAAGAAAGCCAUGUAAAUACAUAUAUAUUAUUUUAUUCCAUUGCUUCCUAUAUUGUUAGCAUAAAAUUGUGAUUAUUUCUUCCCUCCAUUUAAUAACUUUUACGUUAUAGAAGAUAAUUAAUGAAUAAAAUAUA